Debaryomyces tyrocola is the source of this 333-nucleotide messenger RNA. The record is from the annotation of a GenBank genome assembly. Lineage: Eukaryota; Fungi; Ascomycota; Pichiomycetes; Serinales; Debaryomycetaceae.
AUGAGUAAGUUAAACAACAACAUAGAUUUAAACGAUCCAUAUUUUAAAGAUUUUGAUGAUCAUCUAGCUCAACCUUAUCAGAAGCUCCAAAUUGUUGAAAAGAUUUAUCUUUGCAAUGUUGAUGAUUUGCUUACAGAAUUAAAGCUUAAUAAAGAUACCUCAAUUUUGUACAACAAUUACUUGGAACAAGCCAUUAUUGAUUGGGAGCCAUCAAUAUAUGACUUCUAUCAUCCCACAUGUAAUCCGCUUAAUUCUCUAAUGGAGUCCAAUAGUGAAAAAGUGAUUGGUGAUAUGGCAGAUAUCUUAUUCAAUAAUGAUAUCUACAACAAAUGA